AUGCGGCCUAUUGUCCGAGCGGGCGGUCGAUCGGCGGGCCAUAUCUUCUGCCGCACCUGUGUGUCAGAUGGCCCGCACGGCACGCCGUGGACAAGAGGGGGCGUGGCGGCGCACUCCGCCCUGCCGCGGCCGGUGCCCGAAGAUCCCAUCGCCGACCCCGACUUCACGGACGAGAUCCGCAACGCGACGGUGGCCGUGGGCCGCGAGGCAGUCCUCUCCUGCCCAGUCUCCAACCUGGGACCCUACAAGGUGGGGUGGCUGAGGGCGGAGGACCAGACGGUCCUGGCGCUGCACGACAAGGUGGUGACGCACAACGCGCGCAUCACCGUCUCGCACGACGGGGAGCGCACGUGGCGGCUGCACAUCCGCCAGGUCAAGGAGACGGACCGCGGCUGCUACAUGUGCCAGAUCAACACCAGCGUCAUGAAGAAGCAGCUCGGCUGCCUCGACGUCCUCGGUGAGUGA
Messenger RNA from Schistocerca americana (American grasshopper), 465 nucleotides. RefSeq lists its product as uncharacterized. NCBI's taxonomy places the organism in Eukaryota, Metazoa, Arthropoda, Insecta, Orthoptera, Acrididae. Bases 1 to 465 code for a protein of 154 amino acids. Gene Ontology annotation, cellular component: neuron projection. The record is from RefSeq and is a predicted model, not a curated record. The transcript has 3 exons.